GUGUUCAAAUAACUCCUGCUGAAGCGACUGAGAUCGACGUGACGCACUGAUAAAGAUGGCGUUUGUUAAAGAGGAGAGUGAAGACAUCAGGAUUGAAGAAGUGUUCAGUCUGAAACAAGAUCCUGAGGAACAAACAGACCUGGUGUUGAAAAAAGAGAAAGAAGUACUCAAUGACAUUGAAGAGAAAGAUCAAUACGAGAAUCUGCAUGAUUUCACAGCUGGAAACAAAUAUUUUAGGUGUUCACAUGCUGGAAAGAUUUCCACACGAAAAAAAGCUCAAAAGACUGGAAAAACUAGAAGUGAUUUCACUUGCCUUCGGUCUGGAAAGAGUAAUAAUCAACAAGGAAACCUUAAAGGCCACAUUAAAGAAACCCCUUUCAGAUGCCAACAAUGUGGAAAAAGUUUCACUUUUAAAGUAAGUCUUUACAGGCAUAUAAAAAUUCACACUGGAGAAAAGCCAUACACCUGCCAACAAUGUGGAAAACGUUUCACUUAUAAAGUAAGUCUUGAUAGGCAUAUUAAAGUUCACACUGGAGAAAAGCCUUACACCUGCCAACAAUGUGGAAAAAGUUUCAGUUAUCAAGUAAACCUUAGCCACCACAUGAGAAUUCACACAGGAGAGAAGCCUUACACCUGCCAACAGUGUGGAAAAAGUUUCUGUCAGCAAGGAAACCUUAGCCACCACUUGAGAAUUCACACAGGAGAGAAGCCUUACACCUGCCAACUGUGUGGAAAAAGUUACCGUCAUCAAGGAAGCCUUAGCCACCACAUGAAAAUUCACAUUGGGGAGACCCCUUUCAGUUGCCAACACUGUGGAAAAAGUUUCACUUAUAAAGGAUGUCUUGACAGGCAUAUAAAAGUUCACACUGGAGAAAAGCCUUACACCUGCCAACAGUGUGGAAAACGUUUCUGUCAUCAAGGAAACCUUAGCCACCACAUGAGAAUUCACACAGGAGAAAAGCCUUACACCUGCCAACAGUGUGGAAAAAGUUUCCGUCAUCAAGGAACCCUUAGCCACCACAUGAGAAUUCACAUUGGGGAGACCCCUUUCAGUUGCCAACACUGUGGAAAAAGUUUCACUUAUAAAGGAAGUCUCGAUAGGCAUAUAAAAAUUCACACUAGAGAAAAGCCAUACACCUGCUAACACUGUGGAAAACGUUAUGCUCAGCAUGCAAACCUUAAAGUCCACAUGAGAAUACACAAUGGAGAGAGUCCCUUCACCUGCCAGCCAUGUGGAAACAUUUCCGUCAUCAAGGAAACUUUAGCCACCACAUGAGAAUUCACACUGGAGAAAAGCCUUACACCUGCAAACAGUGUGGAAAAAGUUUUGCUCAACAUUGGAACUUUGAAGUCCAGAUAAGAAUACACACUGGAGAGACUUCCUUCACUUGCCAGCAGUGUGGAAAAAGUUUCAGUCAUAAAGGAAGCUUUAACACUUGGACAUAGAGAAAAGUCUUACUCAUGCCAACAAAGUGUAGAUGUAGUUUCACUCAAAAAGGAAACUUAAACAGGCACACAUGAAUUCACACAGAAUAGAAGCCUUACACCUGGCAACAGCAUUUACUCAACUUAACUCAACUCAACUCAACUUUAUUCAUAAAGCACUUUCAACACCACAAAUGGAACCAAAGUGCUGUACAGAAAGUAUAAAAGAGAAACAUAAAAACAAAAACAGACAUAUGACAUACACACUUACAAAGCAUUGUCAAAAGCUAAAGAAAACAAAUAAGUUUUAAGUGCACUCUGAAAAACACUCAAUGAAGGACAAGUUUUAACAGACAGAGUAAGGUCAUUCCAAAG
Carassius carassius (crucian carp) is the source of this 1800-nucleotide messenger RNA. Its product is annotated as gastrula zinc finger protein XlCGF8.2DB-like. The transcript has 2 exons. Bases 56 to 1144 code for a protein of 362 amino acids. The record is from RefSeq and is a predicted model, not a curated record. Gene Ontology annotation, biological process: regulation of transcription by RNA polymerase II. NCBI's taxonomy places the organism in Eukaryota, Metazoa, Chordata, Actinopteri, Cypriniformes, Cyprinidae. Gene Ontology annotation, molecular function: RNA polymerase II cis-regulatory region sequence-specific DNA binding; DNA-binding transcription factor activity.